Acanthoscelides obtectus is the source of this 8889-nucleotide messenger RNA. NCBI's taxonomy places the organism in Eukaryota, Metazoa, Arthropoda, Insecta, Coleoptera, Chrysomelidae. The record is from the annotation of a GenBank genome assembly.
GGCGGGCUCGCCGUUUGCCGCCCCAGUGUCAGUGCAACCGCCACCGCUGCACGUGCCGACCCCCACCACGCGGAUGAGGUGCCCCAUGCGGUGCUCGCCGCCCGGAAAUGGGGAAUGGCAUGAACAAGGUGCUUCCAGGGCUUUAUGUGGGGAACUACAGGGACUCAAAAGAUGCCCAACAACUGCAAAAGUACAACAUCACUCAUAUUUUAGCAAUACAUGACACUGCAAGACGGAUACAUUCUGACAAGCAUUAUCUGUGCGUUAUGGCUUCCGAUUCCCCAGACCAGAAUCUAACCCAGUACUUUUCAUUGUGCAACGACUUCAUACACGCCGCCAGGUUGAGAGAGGGAAAUGUGCUAAUUCACUGUCUUGCAGGAAUGUCAAGAAGUGUGACUGUGUGUGUGGCAUACAUCAUGUCGGUGACGAACCUCAACUGGAAGGAAGCUCUCAAGGUCGUAAGGGCUGGAAGAGCAGUGGCCAAUCCGAAUAUAGGAUUUCAGAAACAGCUUGAGGAUUUUGAUUCUACAAGGUUGAUGGAGGAACGUCGUCGCUUGAAAGAGCGCUAUCCCAGUCUGGCGCUGGUCUACAGAGACCAAGAGCAAUGCGCCAUAAUGCUGAACAACUACGAGAAACUGCUCCAAUCGCGCACGAUCUGCGAAGGCCGAUGUGUGAUGGGCGAACACUGCCCCACGGGAGUUUGCAGACCAGGAAGCGGCCAACAACAAGGUCAGAGGAGGAGAACCAGGUCAAGGUCGGAGAUGAGGAGGAGUCCUAGUACGAGUAGCACGGCGAGUAGUGUUAGUGUCGGAAGUAGGCCGAGGUCUGGACCUGCAGGACUUAGAGGUUACACAGGUUCCGCUCCACCUUCAAGAUCAUCAUCCCGCGUAGACAUCUCGACAGCAGGCGCUAGCAGUAGUGAAGGGGGUGGUGCCCUAACAGCCCCUUCCAGUCCAUUUAACACCCCUCCAGUGUCUCCGAAACGUCGUAGUACCGUCGCCAGGGUCGUGUCAGUACCCCUGGCUCUCAAAGAGGAUGACCAUGAUUUAUAGCCUUUCAAUGCAUCAUUCGUACCUGGAGUACAUCACCAGUUUGGAGUUGUUCAUGACACAUUCGUUUAAGAAUCAGUAGUAUUUUAUAAUAUUUAUUAUGAAAAUUUUAAUGUCUUGGAAUAAUCCACCCAGAAUAAGAAAAGUCUUCGGCAAAGAUCUGGUUAAAGAGAUUUUUAAACACUAUUGGUCGAAAUAUUAUAUAUAAUAAUAAUACUUGAUAAUGGGCUCUCGCUGAUGAAGAACAAAAGGAAUAUGGGGCUGUGGCUAGCAUUUACUGAUUUCAGCUUUGUUUUUCAUAGCCUUCUCUUAUUGGAACUAAGGGCAGUUUUGCAUAACUUUGUGUUCGUUUUUCGGAAAACAUAAAUGUUAAAAUUCACAAAAAUAGGACAUGACUCUAGCGAUCGUUUUGGUUUGCUUUUUAUUUUUCUCUAAGCCUUAGAGGAUUGUUGAGCCUUAUAAUUUUUCUUUGCUAAUUCCUGAGCCAACCAAACCAGUUUCAUUUUCUAGGAAGGUCCCUAAACUAAUGGAUCAUAGAGACAACUGAAAACUCGUCCAUUAUAUUUAUAUCAAAAAUGUAAUUGUUUAGAUUAGAUAAUUGAUUUCAGGUAGUAAGAAAAGUAGUUACAUGUCCAGAGUACAUAAUGUUCGUCCAAACCUGUCGAUAAUUUUUUUGUUAAAUCAUAUUAGUAUUAUGAAAAUGCCAUUGAAAUUGUAGCUAAAUCAGUUUAGAUGUCAUGCAGUAUGUCAUACUUUAUUAUCGAUGAAAACUUUGAGCAAUUGACCAGAGACAAGAAUAAGAAAAAGAAGAGGACGCAUGUCUUCUAUAACAUAUUCUUGCACGUAUGCGAUGUCUUGAAUGUCUUCAUACAUAUUUAUUAAAAUGAUGGUUAAGAAAUAUUUUUUCAUAUGAUGCAAUUCUUUGGUGAAUGUCAAACAUAUCGAGUGUUGAAUUACCUACCAUAAUUAUAUAUUUAUACGUGUGGUAUGAAGACUAAUAAAUAAAUAGGUACAUACAUACCUUCCGGUUAGAAGAGAAGCAAUAUUGCGUUUUCUUUUUCUUUUUUCUGGUCAAUAUUCAUUCUCGAUCAAUUUAUUUGUUGCAAAUAAAAAAGUUCACAUUAAAACUCCGCAUCAAAAAGAACAUGGGCGCUUGAUCACACAUAGCAAGGUUUCUGACAACACAGAUUAAAUGAGAACCUCGUGAAGCUCAUUCAAGUAAUUGUUGUCCGAUUGUCACGAUUUGCGGAUGAACACUUCGCGAGGUUUUUUAAAAAAUUGGCGAUUCAACAUGCUAACAUGCUAAAGUUGUUCCUCAUUAGAUCACUGUUUGUACGGUGAAAAUUUGCUUAUUUUAUCUUUCGGUCUUAACUCUUUCGAAAUAUAUAGGGUGUCCCAGAAUAAUGUCAAUCUCUCGUAUAGGUAUAGAGCACAAAUUUGCUACGGAAUAUAUGAACACUAGUGUAAAUAGGUUUUCCACUGAUAACUUUUGAUCGCCACUGUAACUUCAACGAAUUUUUGAUAGCUUAGUGACCAGUUAGUGUCAAUGGAUUGUUUGAUGUCGAUAAAAUAACAAGUCGCUAAUUAGGAAUCUGUUAUCAGAGUUACAACAUUUUCAAGUGUCAAAAUUAAUAGAACUGUACAGAAACAAGAGCGGUUUUAUCAUUUGUUCAGCUUAAAGAUAAAGCUUUCGAGAAAUGUUAUCGUAGUGCCAUUGUGAUAUACAGGAUGUAAGGUUAGUAGUGGAUCAACGGAAGUCAGGUGAUAGAGGGCCUCAAAACUUAUCGAAUGAACCCCUAUAUGUGUGGUCCGAAAUUUUAUAGUUCAGAGGAUAUUUGAGAUUUUGUGAAAUUUCGAAAAAAACACGGGAUAAUGAACUUUUAACCGCAAUUACAACUAAUUAGGUUUAGGGCUGUGACUUUUUUCUGAGAUGAGCUAAAAGGUUAGUUUUAGCAAUGGUUAUGCCACUUUUUAACUGAGCUUAUUACAUGUAGAUAUCAACGCAAAAAAUCUUAAAUUCAUUUUCUUGUGAAAAAUCUUUUCCAUCCCUCAACUUUCAAGUGCGUUAAAAAAAUGAUGUAUAGAUUAUCCCCUUAUAAAACCCCCUUAUAAAAAUCUAGAGGAUUUAAAUCGGGUGACCUUGGAGGCCAUUGUAUGUGUCCACCUCUACCUAUCCAACGCCCAGGAAAGGCACUGUCUAAGUAAUGCCGUUCAUCCCGUGCAAAGUGGCAUGGGUCACCACCGCAUUGAAAAUACAUCCUCUACCAGCUCAUGCAAACUGCUUUGUAGAAAAUCAAGAUAUGACUGACCAUUCAACCUGACGCGAAAUUCAUAUGACCCGAUUAAUUUUUUGUUGAGUACACCAGUCGAUGAAUUAACGCCCAACUAACGUUGAAAGCUGUGUCGGCGAAUAGCGUGAGGAUUUUCCACGCUCCAUGAAUGGAAAUCGUGCAUGUUGGAUAUUCCAUUUCGGUUAAAGUUGGAUUCAUCUGUCCAUAAGAUGCUGUCGAAGAAGGUUUCAUCCUCUUCGCACCUUCUUCAAAAUUCAACCCGUUGUGUUUCUGCUUCGGGCAAUGGUUCUGGUAGAUACGAGAUAUUGACAUGUUAAUCGGCGACACCCUGUAUACAAUUAUCCAUACGAUCGGGCCUAGUGGUGUUCAAGCUUGUAUCUCUAUCUUUUUAUACAAAUUAAUAGAAAGUUAGGAACUCGGGGAUCGAGCGCCCAAAUUUGCUAUGACAUAUGACGGUCAGGCAAUUUGAAUAAAGCGUGAAUGUAUUACAGCUCAAACGCUAAUUGUUGUAGAAAGUAUUUUUAUAAAACCAAAACCACAUCAUGAUGUGAUAGAAAAAAUGCCUGUUGGCUGUAACAUGUAGCAGUAGCACGCUUUAUAAUCGCGCCUUAGCCAAUUAUAUUAAACUAUAGGAAAUACAUGUUCAGCUACUAAAUAUGCAAUAACGUGUAUUAUAAUAUAAAAAUAAUAAUUAUUCAUUGAGCAAUUAAAAAUUUAAGGGUAAGUUUAGGAUGAUGGCAAUUGGACAAAUAACAGGUUGUGAUAUAUCAAACUUGUCGUGAUAAUAGUAGGUAAAUAAUUACAAAUAUUGGAAUUUUUAAAUGGUGCAUUAUUUGGAACUGAUAGUGCAAAUCGUGUGCAUGGUCUGUUGAGAUAUUAUAGUUAAAACUCUUCUCGAAGAAAUGAAUGAAACUGAUGUAAGACUACAUUUUCCAAACUCAAAAUAUUAACGAACAAUGUCUAUAUUGUUCCAAAAUGCAGUCACUAAACGAAUAUAUCAAGGGGUUCGUAUAUACUGAGAAGCAAAUUUGUCUGACGGCGUGAGUUCAAUGUGUACGGGAGAGAAGUGUGUAUAGACACAUAUGUUAGACAGAGAUAGAAGCUGGCGCGGCGAUGUACCGCGUUGCCAAUAUGUUACACCAGUUCCUUGAAUUAAGAUACAUGUUGAAAAUAUGCGUUAGUUUAUUCUCUAUGCCCAAAUAAUUGUUUUAUUUUGAGCGUACACAUUUUUGAAUUGUGAAUUGUGUCAAAUCGGUUUAGGAUCGAUUCCGGAUCGGUCCUAAUGGCGCUCCAUUUUAGGUCGAAAUGAAAGGUCACGAUUGUCACACAUGAUCAUAGAUGACCGAUUUUGCUCAGUUCCCAUCUAGCGCUCAAUGGGGAUUGUCGUCCUGCUUCGAUAUAGUUUUCACCUGCGUACACACAGGCAGUGAAAAUUCAUAUUGCGUAAUGGUAUUUGUUACAUCUCUCGCUGUUGCGAAAUGUAACAAUGACUCAGAAUGUGUUGAUUUUAUCACCAUCGGUGGAAAUCAAAGAUAAUGCUGGAGUAAAUUAAAACACUAAGUCGCAUUAAAAUUGAAAUAAAUAGUUCUAAUCAAAAUAAAAACAAAAUAUUGAAUUAUAGGUUCGAACAUACCUCCUUCUUGGGUUUGACAGUAACUUAACCUAUUUUAGAAGCUGUCUGGUGUAACAUAUUGGCAACGCGGCAGAUUGCAUGACCUUCUGCGUCACAUCAACAUGUGUUGUUACACACUUCUCAGGUACACAUUGAAUUCAAGCUGUCAGAAAAACUUGGUUUUCGCUGUAUGCUACUUUCUGAAGGCCCUGUUUUAAUUUUAAUAGGCGAUAUGGCGAUCAGAUAAUGUACCAUUGCAUUUCAAUUCUAGUGACACUGCUUAAGCAAUCCAUCCCUACUUAGUGAUUAGGUGUUUGUUUGUUAUCACGUACCUGAUACCAUAUUUUUGUUAUAGUUAGUAUAAAGUUAAUCGUAAAUCUAGAAGAACAACAGUUUCCCUGCUCACGGUUUGAUUGUGAAAAAAUAACAUAUCUUCGGUGUCAAUCUAUUUUUGUUGAAUAUAUUGUGUCUAGCAUUUUUGUAAUUUUAGCAUAUUUUUUUCUUUUUUUGUGAUUUAGAUGUGAGUUCACCCGGGAGAAUAUUGGUUUCUAUAUAAAGCAUACCUUUUAGGAUUUACAUGAUAUUCCACUAAACUCCAUUUGGUUCUCAAUCUGCUUGUUGGAAUUUUCGUGUACAUAGGUUCCUUGGAUUGGACCAACAUUGGGGGAAAACAUUUAGUAAUUCAGUGAGGAACACAAAAUGUAGAAGACUUGUAAGGUAUACGCGAAGAAGAUGACGAAGCAAUUCUUAUUGUGACAAAGAAUCGUUCAUUUCGGCUGCUCGGAGUCCAGAUCACCGAGGUCUUGAUUUAGCACACACACGCUCAUCAAUAGCAACCGCUUCUGGGAAAAAGCUAGGCUAUUUGUGAAGUACUUUGCCCUACAAGACCUUCUCACUCUGUACAAUGUCCAGAUAAGACCUAGCUUCGAGUACUGCUCACAUGUUUCGAGGUGCUUUUCUCCGGGUACAUUAUGCAUGCUCGAUGCCGAGGAGGGCUGUUUGACUGAUCGAUGACUCUUCCCUAAUGGACAGUCCCGGAACCCUUCCGCACCAAAGGGCCGUCCGCGAUCUAGCUCUCUUCUACCGCUACGCCAACGGGCUUUGCUCCUCAGAGCUCUUCUCCAGGAUGGCUGAAUUUGUUCUCCUAUCCUCACCGUGUCAGAAGUGGCCGAUAUGGCGGCUCCUUUGUUCAUAGGGCAUAGUGAUUGUGGAACAAUCUACCUGAGGAUGCUUUUCCCAGUUCUCCUCAUUGCAGCCGCGAUGUCAUGGCAUUUAGGAUUCCGCUUGCGCGGCUGCUUCGGUAUAAACAAAUAAAAUUGGAUAUGGCAGCCAUCCUCACAGAUGAUAAUGACGUAAAAGUCGAAACGAAGUUAGUGUUGAUGAGAGGUAUUGUGUUAUUAGUGGUAACCAUAAUAUUUAUGUAUUAAUUAUCAGAAAAAAAAGCAGUAACGGCUUUGGAAACAAAAAUUGCAGCAUCAUAUUUCGGAUGAUGCAAGCCAAUAAAAUACUUUAUAUAGCUCCCUCUUGUAGCAACGCUAUGCGUUUUCAUCUGUUUUAAAAAACAAGGUAUGCCAUAUACAGAAAUCCUCAUAACAAGGAUUUAGGACAGCAUAGAUGCUAGGAAAAGUCCCAGUGAGUUACAUUUAUACAGAACGUGGGAUCAUGGAGAUUUUAUAAUAACAUAUUGAAAAUUUUAUAAUAUUAAAAUAUUAGCAAUAUAUGUGGUGCAUUAGUUACAGGGCGUAGUCACAGAAAACUAUACUAUUAAUACAGAGUAUGUAUGUAGUGCUAAGAAUCUGUACACAACAAUCAGUAAAUUAAGUAACUAAUCAGUAAAAAGCCUGCGAUAAAGGAGCAUGCUAACCAGAUCAAAAAAUAUAAUGUUAAAUAGAAAUGGAAAGGCAACAGAUUCUGCAUUAAAGCUUUAGUUAUUUGUGAUGUCACGUCUCUGAUUACAGUUUAAAGUUUUAGCACGUUGUUAAAGAUAUUUUAUAAAAGGCAGAAAUAAAACAGAAGUAGAUAUAUCCUAUGUAUGAAAGCACAGUUAUAUUUAUCAUAGUACGAUUAUGAGAGCCUGACUCCUAGCGAUUUCAAUGAGCGUAUGAACAAGUACCGUUGGUAUACAAAAUUAUGCGGACUUUGGAAUCUCUAGGGAUCCAAUUUAUAAUAAAUUAUUUGUUCAUCAAGACCAACGAAUUCGAAUAGAUUAGAAGAAGCCCACCCUAUAUGUUUGCAUUGCUUUGUUUGUCACCAAAAUUGCCUAGUUUUAAAACAUACUUAUGACUCGUUUGUCUACCAAAGUGACACCGUUGCAUCAACAUAGUAAUAAUACUAAUCGGUGGAAACAUCUACCUUCAUUAGGCGUGUGCCGCCCUUUGGAAAUUUUGUAAGAAGUGCCAUGUCCUGAAAUCGUCUAACAUUACAAUUAUCUGCAAACACUCGCACUUUUAAAAAUAACACUAAAAAUGUUAAUUUAAUGACAUAACUGUCAAAAAAUUGACAUGUGCACUUUGCUCCCUACUACUACAGACUAUGAGCAUUAGGAGGCAAACAAAUCCUUGAUUUACUCCUUCUACCUAGUCUGAAUUCGUUGAUCAAGACAGAAAGUAGUGUAUCUAAAAUUAAGUUCAUUUAUUUAUUUUUUUGUUUGUUAAUUGGAGUUACAAGAAGUUUUAUCGAUAUUACGCAUUAGGCAAUAAGUAGAUUCCUUUUUUGACUAUCGAGAAAUGUGAAGGAUGCAUUAAAAAGUUGUGUUGUUAGAUGUUGAUAACAAUUAUAUUAUCAUGCAUCUUUUCUUGUUUUGUUUCAAGUCAAUAUGUCAUAUUUUUAUUGAAUCACUUCACGACACAGUGUAUUGCACUGCCCAGAAAUGUCUCGGUAAUAUUUAGGGCAAAGUUGGGUAAAUUGUGCCAUAUAGCAGAUUUUGUGAAAUAACUCGUUAAUGGCUUACUUGAAUUGAACGGGAAUUCAAAGUAAAAUAAUUUAUCAUGUUUUCAUUAAAAUGCAUAGCUUAAAACGUAUGCAAAUACUGAGGGUUUAAAAUGAACUUUUUGAAAAAAUGUUGCAAACGAAACAAAAUCUAUCGAACGGGUUCAUUAAAUUAUACCACACGCGGUUCCUAAAUUUUACCUUAUCAUUGUUAAUUAAACGAAUUGAUUAGCCAACUUACACACAUAUAUCAUAAAUGUGGUGAGGCAAAUCAGUACCAUAACGAAUUAACUUAAGAUAUCAGUCUAAAUCAAAAAGUGUCAUUCAUUGAACUUAAAUCACCGAUUUGGAGCACAUUGGGUAAAACAGAAAUAUUAUCAUAACAAAUAAUUGACAAUAUUUGUUUAAUUUAAGAACAAAUAUCGCAAGUAUUACACAUUGUUUGUACCUGACUAUAUCCCCUAUAAGAUAUUCAUGUACAAUUCAACAGACCAAACUGUGAUACAAAUUACCGAACCGGUUUGGUUAAGACUAAUUUUUAUUUCCUUCUAAUAAACUGAGGUUAGGGGUUAAAUUUUACCUGCCAAAGAUCUUGUAAAAUAAUCAACAAUUACGAAAAAUGCCACCUCAACUAGCAGACUGCUUAUUUGGACACACAAGCUUACCUAUUUAAUUCUUACUGCGAAAACACGUCUCCAGAAACUUAUUAUUAUUACUUAUUACAUAUUGAUGUCAAUGGGACUCAAAUAGGCUAAAGAGUUAGCUUUAGAAAGUAGUUUAGAGAAUAUUGAGGUGAUACAAUAAUUUAAAAACCGGUACAGUAUACCCGACGUUCCUCUAAGUCUUAGGAGAUGCUGGUCAAUUUAUUGGAAGCUUCGACAAAGGAUUCUCAUCCUUAUAUUUUUGUGACAUUGUAAUGAGAGAAUUGAAAUAAUAUUUAUCAGUAAUCAUUGUUUUGUUACAUUACUGUCUUGAACAAAUAAACUGUUGGAAUUGACAAGUUAUAAUA